AUGGCGGACUGGUGUCGGGUAUGCGCGGCGCUGCUGCUGCUGCUGCUGCUGCUGCUGCUGCUACUACUACGGCUGCCGUCGUCUGAAUCCCCGUUGCCAGACAGGGCAGACGUCAACUCGAGGGCCUUCCAGGUUCCGACCCUGGACUGGCCUGGCAUCUUGGAGAACGAGUCUGCGUGCAACCUCUGCGGCUUUCUGUUCGACAGUACAGUAUGUACCUCUAUCUACAUACAACACAGCCACAAUCUUUGCUUGCCCGCGUCAAUCACGGCCGGGACAACCCCUCCUCCUACGCACAGUGAGGUGUGA
This is a messenger RNA of Neurospora tetrasperma FGSC 2508, 309 nucleotides long. RefSeq lists its product as uncharacterized. The transcript has 3 exons. The coding region runs from base 1 to 309 and encodes 102 amino acids. NCBI's taxonomy places the organism in Eukaryota, Fungi, Ascomycota, Sordariomycetes, Sordariales, Sordariaceae. The record is from RefSeq and is a predicted model, not a curated record.